GAUUAUCGAUCGGUUAUUUGAGGACAAUGGCGGUGAUUUGAAAGAGUAAUACACAUUCUUGUUAAAAGGAUUUAUACAUACUGCAUUACCUUUGCGAAAAAUUAUAACAUUUGAAUGAAAUCUAUUAUUUAAGGGCACUGGUGUUAUCAUCAUCAACACAUUUGUGAAUAGUGAGGAAUGGAGGCUAUAGUAGCUAGCCAAAAGAAUGGACGGAGCCGAGCUAUAUAGCUUUGAGGACUUUGAAAGCCAUCUUCCCAUUGAUGAUUCGUUAGCAGACACCAACUACACAACAGCCAGUGGCUAUAGAUUACCACCAAGUGGUAGCGUUUAUGGUGCCUAUGUUGCCGUCAACAAAAACGCUGAGUGGGAAGAUAGUUCACUGACGGUUGAGCGUGGUAUUAGGAUAAGUGCGCAAUGCACACAAAAAACAAGUAUACAGUACACGCAACGUAGGAAUCCUAGAUCCCAGGGGUUAUAUAAUAGCACCGGUCAAGUUCAUAUACAAAAACAGGAUUUUAAUGAUAGUGUUUAUGAUAUAAAGCAACAGAGUGUUUCUCUACAUUCAUUGACUCAACCGUUUACGGGUUUAUCUAAAAAUACUGCUUUGAGUCAUUCUAGUGAGCUUGAAGGUGAAAACAAUGACCAUAAUGAUAAUCCAAUUGUAGCCUCUCCAUUUGUUGACAAACUCAGUGUGCGUGUUCACCCAAGUGACCUGCUCAAUUUCCGGUGUCGGCAAAGUCGUCCUCAGACCUCAUAUGAAGGAAAAACAGGUUACUCCAGGAGCCUAGGCAACCUUGAUCGAAGCAGCACAACUAAGGAACGUCAUAUACCAGGAGAGUUUGUGCAUUCCAGCAUGCGGAGUCAGUUGAAACCGAGAGCUGUGAGCACGUCUAACCUGACCCCUACUCAGCGACUUAAUGAAAUGAUCAACUUAAACCAAACCAGUUCAGAUUCAGAUUGUUUGUUGGCAGCCAUGGAUCAGUCACAUUUUGAAUCAAAUGGAAAUGAUACGGACGAUGUUAAUCUCUUAUUGGAUAUGGUUAAUAGUAUUAAACCUCCCUCUAGAGCUAGAGGCAAUAGCCUUAAUCCGGAACUUCUGCAAAUGUGGGAGCGUAAGACAUCUACAAAGAGUGAAGAACCUUCAUCGACAACUGUUAGAUCUAGAGGGAGGCCUUACAUUAGGCCACCGAAUAAGAGCAGUGGAAAUAUACCUCGCCAAGUUUUGCUUAGCAAUUUUCCUGCUGGUAAAAACCCAAGAGAAAAAUUAACUAAACCUAUAGCAUCUUCGCAAUCAAGUAUUAUUUCAGCAAAUCAUUCAAAUAACAUGGUGCGAUCAAGAACUACGCCAUCUUUGAAUACAGUGGGUUCAGAUGAACAAGAAGAAACUGACAGUAGCAGCGCGGUAAGGUUGGGCGGUAGGCAGCAGUCUGUACCGUCUCUCAGCAUUUCAGGAAAUGGAGCAGCAUGGAGAGUUGAAGAUGAAGAGACCAGUAUUCCUGCACCAAUGCCCAGCCUCGAGGACACACCAUUUAGCAAGUCGUCUUCACAACUCUACUACCCAAACACAUCAACAGCAGCGUGUGAUGGUGACAAGAAGGUAAGAGGCAACGGUGGAUCUAGCAGCUUUUCUAAACUCGCGAGACGACUCAGUCAAAAAGGUGAAAGACGAAACACUAUCGUGGAACAUACAACACCUAUUGCAAGGAAACCUGCAAUUGACAAAUCUGAAAUCCGUAAAGCUCAUAGUCUUGAAAGCCUGCAUCCGGAAACAACAGAAGAAGAUCAGGUGAACUCGGCGAUUCCAGCUUCACCAUCUUUGCAGAACCGCUUACAGCGUACCUUAUCCAGCAAGAAAAGGGGAUCUAGCAGCUCGGAGUCUGACGGCUCAGGAAGUAAAGUAGAGAAAGAUAAAAAUCGUCGCACAUCAAAAGCUAAUUUUAGUGACAUUACCGCACUUUUUGAUGCAGUUCAUAAUCAAGAAGUAGACAGAGCGAAAUAUAUCCUAGAUUGCAAUGGUUUAGAUAUCAAUGCUGUUAACUCUGAUGAUUUCACACCAUUGGAUGUUGCGAUUAUGGUACAUAACACAGCAAUGGCUAAGUUACUACUUGCCUUCGGUGCUAGAGAAAACCCAAAAUAUUUACACAAAGAUGCACGUGCCUCAAAACUUAACACCCUCAUUAACGAAGCAGAAAGACAAGUCCAAGAGCUGACUUCACGUGCUGUCAACAACACCGGCUCAAGUCAGUCUGUUAAUAAGGAAACGGAUAAGAGGCUAAGGGAUUGGGAAUGGAAACAUCGACUGUUCCGACGAAUGAAAGCAACAUUUGAACAUGCAAGACCUCCUGAACCUCCACAAAAUGUAAAUAUUAGUGUCACUAGCAGCUCUUCCAUAUCUGUUCAGUUUGAUGAGCCAAGCAAUAACAAUCUAGGAGUUAUAACACGAUACAAAAUUGAAUGGAGUGUUCAAGAAGACUUCAGCCAGUGUUCUGGUGAACAUAUACUAUACAACAACACAAAUCUAAGUUACAAGAUACAGGGUCUGGUGGCUGGUAAACGGUAUUUUGUCCGGGUGUCAGCAUUCAAUUUGAAAGGGUUUGGUAUCCCGCAGCUUGCUACACCACCGUUCGCAAUUCCAUCAUGUUGGCGAGAUAGAGAUGGAAGGAAAUCAAGAACUAGUGGGCAGAUGAAAGUUCUUGAAGACUUAUUUAAAGAAGUGAAGGAUGCAAGGCUUCCACAUUCAGUCGAGUUAAAAACUAAUUCACCAAAAUCUUCCCCAAACCAAGUUCGCAAAACAAUGAAGAAAAGCAUAAAGAACUUCUUCCAGUUUGCGCCUAAAUUCCACAAGUUGCUGAAACGUGCUGUGUAUGUGUGCACGCUGCUGUACAGCGAAGAUAAGGUACUAGUCACAACCGAAGAUCACCUGCCAAUCGUUGAGGUCGAUGAUAAUUACCCUAGCAACAUGUAUCAGGAUUUCCUGUGGUUUAUGAAGGUUGCUUGUACAUGGGAAGAUGUGGACGUAUUAAGGGGGGAUCUUGAGAAGGCUCUGUCCACUUCACCUAGCCUAAUGUUUCGCAAUAAACUACUCCAAGCCGUGGCUCUGAUGCAGACGACGCUUGGAAUCCAGGACCUAGGCCAGGUGUACUACGAGCCGAUACGUGACGAUAAUGGCAGCACUAUUUUUGUUCUUGUUAAGCAUAUAAAGGACUCACGGAGUGUGCAAUCAGCUAGUUUAAAGUGGCUGAAUCUUGGACGUGUCCAGAAACGGCGCUCGGUCUGCUUUGAAAAUCCCACAGCCUCUGAAAUACUGCUCUCAUCCAUUCCAGAGAAAAUAUUCUUUAGUCAGGUGAACCAGAUGCCUCAUGAGAAGGGUUUAUACUUAGGGUACAUGAAACUGCGAAGCUCUGUGGACACAAUACGAAUCCAGGUUCAGGCGAAAUCACCCAACGUACUGCCAUGUGUCAAGGUUCGCGACAAUUCCAAUGUCACACAAGAUGAAUGGGAUUGGCUGUACCAACUCAAUACUAGCAAGGUCACCAAACCAGUUACAAAAGUACAAGAAGAAUUCCAAUUACAACUAGCAGAUGCCGCCAGAACUCUUGCUAAGAAGAUUGGUGUAAGUGAAGAAGAGACACUGAAACAUCGGCUAUGUGAUUACGAGGUCAUUGACCUUAAUGAUGAGGUGUCAUUUAUCAUAAUGGUGCCACCUGUAUCUGAUGUCUGUACUGGACCUGGACACCUGGAUAACAACUUUAUGCGAGGAAGUGAAUAUGUCUCCCUACCAGUACAAGUAUUUGAAAUGGUUCACACGACAACCUACCACAAUGAUUUCAUACGCUACUAUUCCCGAUUGUCGUCCAUCUUGGAAAUGGAGAACCUAUUAGCUCAACAAAGCGUCCGUGAGGCAUUCCAUACGGUGGAGAUGAAUGAUGCGAAACAAAGGCAGCAACAAAUAGCUGACUUCCAGCAGACUUUGGAAAGUGCCUGGAAGGGAACUCGCUGGAUAAUGGACGUCAUCCAAUACGCCAGGGAUAAGCAACUGAAAGGUGGUGUCCCCUUAUCGGUAUUAUUUGCCCCACCCCCAUCACCGGUAGAAACGCAAGCCAUGGAUACACUUUCUAAAGGAAAGGGCUUGUCACAUGAUAAGGACAAGCAUGAUUCGAAAUACUCAAGCCGCAAGAUAAGCAGAGCUAAUAUUGGUAUUCUGAGGGUGUACCCUGCCUAUGAUACAGGCUUAGCAUCUGGUACAAGUGUCAAGCUUCAAGUGACAACACGGACGUCUUCUCGUGAGAUAAUCAAUUUAGUGAUUGAGCAGCUCAAUAAAGCAAUACAGGUUCGUGGAUUAGAGGCGCAUAUUUACCCAGACGAGGAAUGGCAAAAUUUUGGCCUUGUUGCAGCUAUCAGCGGCAAAGAGCAUAGUUUACCAGAUGACUUCAACCCUCUAGUAUUGCAGAACCCUUGGACUAAAGGUAAACUUUACAUAAAACACAAAGAAAAAACCAAAAUAAAAAUCAAGUCCAACAGUAUGGUGUGAACAUCGCAAACAUAUUUAGAGUGGAGGAUUGUUUCGCGGAGUACGCCUAAUCGCUAUUGUGUGUAUCAAGCUAUGUAAAGGUUGUCGGUUGCUAUUUGUAACAGUGUGAUACAAGAUAAGAACUUAAAGAUAUGCAACUGUUGUAUGCUCAUAUUUGGUCAUGGUGUUCCUAUAUUUGGUCGUGAUGUGAUGUCUUUAUGACCAUAUUUAGGCAUAUCACAGGGCUUAGGCAGUUGAAAAGCUGCGUUCCAACACUGGCCUGACUGAUCCAUGUAUGGGCGGUUAUAAUAAACACUAAAUAGUGAGUCAACAUUCCUGGCAGUGAAACAGCUUGUUAAUGGAGUACUUGAGUCGACCAUCUGUAGUCUUUGUGGACAUAAUAAGUGGACAUUUAGUAGUAUGAGGUCCUUGCAUUGUCCUGAGAAUUGGUUGUUUACGUAGUAGCACAGCGAAGAAUAUAUAAUUAUUUGAAAGAAAAUGGAUAUGAAUUAGACCAUCUUUGUUUGCACAUUGUUGUAAGUUAAAUUUAACAAAAAAAAAAAAAAAA
Anneissia japonica is the source of this 5078-nucleotide messenger RNA. RefSeq names its product ankyrin repeat and fibronectin type-III domain-containing protein 1-like. The coding region runs from base 206 to 4531 and encodes 1441 amino acids. Gene Ontology annotation, biological process: regulation of establishment of bipolar cell polarity; establishment of mitotic spindle orientation; signal transduction. The record is from RefSeq and is a predicted model, not a curated record. NCBI's taxonomy places the organism in Eukaryota, Metazoa, Echinodermata, Crinoidea, Comatulida, Comatulidae. Gene Ontology annotation, molecular function: protein binding. The transcript is spliced from 22 exons. Gene Ontology annotation, cellular component: spindle.